This is a messenger RNA of Peronospora belbahrii, 1128 nucleotides long. The record is from the annotation of a GenBank genome assembly. NCBI's taxonomy places the organism in Eukaryota, Oomycota, Peronosporomycetes, Peronosporales, Peronosporaceae.
AUGGAAACAAUUUCAUCUAGUGAGAUAGAGUACGCUUCUACUGCUGCUACUUCACGUGUAAUCACGUCACCAUUGAAGAUCAUGAAUGGUCCUGUUCAAGAGCCUAUGCAGGUUGUAGAGAGAUCGGCUAUAUCUACAGCAGCAGCAGCAGCCGUCGUCGUCUAUGAGGAUAAACAGCCCAAAACGCUUUCAAAAGCAAGUAAAAAGCACAAGAAAAAGCGUAAAGCACGCAGUAAAAGCAUGCAAAUGUCGUCUACAAAUGUCUUAUUGGCCCAAGAAUUGCAACGGAAAAGUCGUUCAACUUCUCUUGGUGGCAAAAAGCACGUCAUAUGGGGUGACGUAUCAGCCAGAGAGUUUGCCCGGUUUCCAGGUGGCGGUAGUGCUGUUCCUUACGAUGGCACGUGGGCUUUAGGUCUUGGUAAAAAGAUUGCAGAUGUGGAGCUUGGUAGUGUGCAAGAGGUUGAGCUAUUGCGAGAACAAGCGCUGCAGGAACGAGCUAAGAAAUUGUCCAAAUCAAAGCGCCGCGAUGUCCGCACUCAGGAGGAAGGAGCAUUUCAAACUCCAAUGUUAUCGUCUGUUGAGAUAAAAAAGUUAAGACGGAAGUACUCGACUGGGUCUACCGCGAGUCUCGAGUCUUUUGAGGAACUUCAGGUGGCCGAUGCAGCCAUGACGGCCCCAGACUUUGGCUGUGUGUCGAUUGAACAGCUAGAAGAAUUUGUCAAGAUUCGUGGCUCUCGUGAUGGUGCAUGUGGCUGCUCGUGCGGUGACCUGGUCAAAAAGGUGGCCAAGAUGAGUGUGAAAAAGCUGCGCGCGUUUUUGCAGGAACGCAAUAUCCUGCCGCCUGGUCCGGGCAAGACGGAGCUAAUGGCUGCUGCAAAGAAGGUGGCGCGCGAGGAGAAGAAUUGCCAGAGCGCCGACUCAGACUGCGAAUGCGCGCGCAAUGGGGUGCCCUGCCACUCGGACGUGUGUGAAGGCUGCGCUGGUGACUGCAACAAUCCUUUUCAGCGGUAUGAGUACAAGAGCGACGAAGUGAAGCAAUACCGCAAGGAGCAAUUAGCCAAGUGGCAGCAGCUUCAGGUCGAACUCACGCAAUCGAGUGAAGCGGCUGCGCCCGUUUGUGUUUCUUAA